Messenger RNA from Rotaria sordida, 1104 nucleotides. NCBI's taxonomy places the organism in Eukaryota, Metazoa, Rotifera, Eurotatoria, Philodinida, Philodinidae. The record is from the annotation of a GenBank genome assembly.
AUGAAUUUCUAUCUAUUCGGUAUUAUUAUUAUUUCAUUAAGUUUUGUAAUUCAAGUAAAAACUGAACAAGAAUUACAAGAUAUUGAUCCAAAUGGUUAUAUUAUUUUUUGUUUAUGUAUGGGUCGAUUUGGUAAUCAAGCCGAACAUUUUCUUGGUGGAUUAGCAUUUGCUAAAUUAAUUAAUCGAACAUUAAUUGUUCCACCUUGGCGUACUUUUAAAAAUAUUCCAUAUUCUGAAUGGUUUCAAAUUGAAUCUCUUCGUUCUUAUCAUCGUGUAAUUGAUGCUCAAGAUUUUAUGGAAAAUCUUGCAUCUCAGAUUUGGCCGCCAGAAUCUCGUAUUGGCUUUUGUUGGUUACCAGUUGAUAGACCUAAAUCAGAAUGUCAAAUGAAAGAAGGAAAUCCAUUCGAAUCAUUUUGGAAUGAAUUAAAUGUGAGUUUUGUUGAUACAAUUACAUAUCAACUUAAUUAUGAUGAAUAUUCAAUACAUCAAUGGCAACAAUUAUUUCCAGCAGAUCAUUAUCCUGUUUUAGCAUUAAAAGGAGCUCCAGCUUCAUUUCCAAUGUUAGCUCAAUAUCGUCAAUUACAAAAAUAUAUGAAUUGGUCAGAACAAAUUAUGAAUGAAGUUAGACAACAUCAAAAACAAUUAUUCAAUAAUAAACCUUAUAUCGGAAUUCAUUUACGAAAUAAUAUUGAUUGGGAAAGAUCAUGUGCUGAUGUUGAAUCCUUUAAAACUCGUUCAUACAUGGCUUCACCUCAAUGUCUUGAUUUGUCAUCAUCUACACAUACAUAUGUUACUCAUAAAAUAUGUUAUCCAUCGGAUGAUGAAAUACUUCGUUUAUUAAAAAAUAUUAUUCUUCGUACACGUAUACAUAAUAUUUAUGUUGCAACAGAUAAACGACCAAUGAUUAAAGAAAUUGAAGAACAUUUAGCAGCACAACAUGUACAUGUAAAACAUCUUGAUCCAUGGUUACCUGUUAUUGAUGUUGCAAUGUUAACUCAUGCAAAUUAUUUUAUUGGAAAUUGUGUUUCAUCAUUUACAUCAUUUGUUAAGAGAGCACGAGAUGUAUAUGACUUACCAAGUGCUUUUUGGGGUUUUAGUAAUUAA